GGGCGGCGGAGGAGAUGCGGGAGCGGCGGCCACUUCGGCCGCUCUGGGCCGCUCUGCUGGCGCUGGGGGCGCUGGCGGGCGUCGGCGUCGCAGGGUCCAACCUCUGUACCUCACGAGGAGUGAGCUCCUGCCAACAGUGUCUGGCUGUGAGUCCUGUGUGCGCCUGGUGCUCAGAUGAGGCUCUGCCUCUGGGGUCACCUCGCUGUAACCUGAAGGAGAAUCUGCUGAAGGAUAACUGUGCUCCAGAGUUCAUUGAGUUCCCAGUCAGCGAGGUCCAAAUCCUAGAGGCCAGACCCCUCAGCAGCAAGGGCUCUGGAGAGACCUCCCAGGUUACUCAAGUCACUCCCCAGAGGAUUGCCCUCCGGCUACGACCAGAUGAUUCGAAGAAGUUCUCCAUCCAGGUGCGGCAGGUGGAGGAUUACCCUGUAGACAUCUACUAUUUGAUGGACCUGUCUUUCUCCAUGAAUGAUGAUCUUUCAAGCAUCCAGAACCUGGGUACCAAGCUGGCCUCCCAGAUGCGCAAGCUUACCAGUAACCUGCGGAUUGGCUUUGGGGCCUUUGUGGACAAGCCUGUAUCCCCGUACAUGUACAUCUCCCCACCAGAGGCCCUCAAAAAUCCCUGUUAUGAUUUGAAGAACACCUGUUUGCCCAUGUUUGGCUACAAACACGUGCUGACACUAACUGAUCAGGUGACCCGCUUCAAUGAGGAAGUGAAGAAACAGAGUGUGUCACGGAAUCGAGAUGCCCCAGAGGGUGGCUUUGAUGCCAUCAUGCAGGCUACAGUCUGUGAUGAAAAAAUUGGCUGGAGGAAUGAUGCAUCCCACUUGCUGGUGUUUACCACUGAUGCCAAGACCCAUAUAGCACUGGAUGGAAGGCUGGCAGGCAUCGUUCAGCCCAAUGAUGGACAGUGUCACAUUGGCAGUGACAACCAUUACUCUGCUUCCACUACCAUGGAUUAUCCCUCUCUGGGGCUGAUGACUGAGAAGCUAUCCCAGAAAAACAUCAAUUUGAUCUUUGCAGUGACUAAAAAUGUAGUCAAUCUCUACCAGAAUUAUAGUGAGCUCAUCCCAGGAACCACAGUGGGGGUUCUGUCUGCCGAUUCCAGCAAUGUUCUCCAACUCAUUGUUGAUGCUUAUGGUAAAAUCCGCUCUAAAGUAGAGCUGGAAGUGCGCGACCUCCCUGAAGAGUUGUCUCUAUUCUUCAAUGCCACCUGCCUCAACAAUGAGGUCAUCCCAGGCCUCAAGUCUUGUGUAGGACUCGAGAUUGGAGACACGGUGAGCUUCAGCAUUGAGGCCAAGGUGCGAGGCUGCCCCCAGGAGAAGGAGAAGUCCUUCACCAUCAAGCCUGUGGGCUUCAAGGACAGCCUGACUGUCCAGGUCACCUUUGACUGUGACUGCACUUGCCAGGCCUAUGCCGAGCCUUUCAGCCGGCGCUGUAAUGAUGGCAAUGGGACCUUCGAGUGUGGAGUGUGCCGCUGUGGGCCAGGUUGGCUGGGAUCCCAGUGUGAGUGCUCCGAGGAGGACUACCGCCCCUCUCAGCAGGAUGAGUGCAGCCCCAAGGAGGGCCAGCCCAUCUGCAGCCAGCGGGGUGAAUGCCUCUGCGGCCAGUGUGUCUGCCACAGCAGUGACUUCGGCAAGAUCACAGGCAAAUACUGCGAGUGUGAUGACUUCUCCUGUGUCCGCUACAAGGGGGAGAUGUGCUCAGGCCAUGGCCAGUGCAGCUGUGGGGACUGCCUGUGUGACUCCGACUGGACCGGCUACUACUGCAACUGCACCACACGCACCGACACCUGCAUGUCCAGCAAUGGGCUGCUGUGCAGCGGCCGGGGCAAGUGUGAGUGUGGCAGCUGUGCCUGCAUCCAGCCAGGCUCCUAUGGGGAUACCUGUGAGAAGUGUCCUACCUGCCCAGAUGCCUGCACCUUUAAGAAGGAGUGUGUGGAGUGUAAGAAGUUUGAACGGGGAGUCCUCCAUGAGGAAAACACCUGCAACCGUUACUGCCGUGAUGAGAUCGAGUCUGUGAAAGAGCUUAAGGACACUGGCAAGGAUGCAGUGAAUUGUACCUACAAGAAUGAGGAUGACUGUGUUGUCAGGUUCCAGUACUAUGAAGAUGCCAGUGGAAAGUCCAUCUUGUAUGUGGUUGAAGAGCCAGAGUGUCCCAAGGGCCCUGACAUCCUGGUGGUCCUGCUGUCAGUGAUGGGGGCUAUUCUGCUCAUUGGCCUCGCUACUCUCCUCAUCUGGAAGCUCCUUAUCACCAUCCAUGACCGGAAGGAGUUUGCUAAAUUUGAGGAAGAACGAGCCAGAGCAAAAUGGGACACAGCCAACAACCCACUGUAUAAAGAGGCCACCUCCACCUUCACCAAUAUCACCUACCGGGGCACUUAAAGACAAGAGGUCAUCCUCAGAUCAUUGUCAGACUAUCCCAGGAUUGUGGGAGUCUCUGCCAUCAUGUUUACAGAAGACAUGUUUGUAGGAUGGGAUUUGGGGCUUGGAGUAGGGUGGAUAGGAGAAUGUGGAAGAGAGAGAGAGAGAGAGAGAGAGAGAGAGAGAGAGAGAGAGAGAGAGAGAGGAGUGUAAAUGUGUAAUUUAAAACUUUCAAUGUGUCCCCAUAGGCAGAGCUCCUCAGCCUUUGUCCCAAGGUUGCUUCCUGCAGGGAUCUCCUGCUUAGCUUGAGGGUGACCUAUGGAGCUGAGCAGGUAUUCUUCAUUACCUCACUGAGAAGCCAGCAUUUCAUGUCAGACCUUUUCCCCAUGUCAGGGCUGAGGCCUCUCAUUCCAGAGGAAGACAUGCCAAGUCUUGGUUCUACCAUGAGUCUGUAAGUUUAUGAUUCUUGGGCCUGAUUCUCAGCAGCUGUGGUAGGAACUGCUGGGCUUUGCAGCUCAGCUGUUUCACCUGUGCCUGUGUCCCCUUCCUUUACCUCAGGCUGCAGGGAGAGUUUAAACUUUUGCCAUCACCUCAAUCCAGCAGUGAUUCUCUUAUAAGGGGAGUCCUUGCAAUCUAAUUCUUUGACCUGUUGAGAGUGAGGGUGACAGGGCCAUUCAAGGGCAUGCAUGGUCUGGGACAAGGUAUGCCCACAUCCCUCAGCUCAUAAUUAUAGCCCUUCAGAUUUGCCUCAUUGGCAAUUCUACCUUGGAGUUUCAUUUAGAAGUGUCAUUCUUAGAUCAGCACAUCUCUUAUCUCCUGCUUCCAUACCCUCACUGUUGCAGACAUUUGCUAUGCAUGACCAAAUGUUUUUCUUUCAAAGAUAGUGCUAUGGUUAGAGCCAGAGGUCUGACUCCACCCUUCAGUCCUUCUGCCCUGGUCCCAGGCAACUCUAGUCACCUAACUCUGUGCUUCUCUGUGCUGCACCCAUCCAUGGGGGUGACUGCAUUUACCUACCUCUUGGGUGUCUUGGGAAGGAGUCAUUCCCAUGAGUGUACUGCGUAUAAGUGCUAGCACAGAAUGAUGGCAGGUUAGAUCAGCAGGUAUGGCCUAUUCCCCUAUGGGCUAGACAAACCUCAUUUUAACUCAGUCUUUUAUCUAGGAGGUCACAGUACAAUUUAUUUUAUUUUUCUUAUUAGGGCACCUGAAACCAUGAUGUGAGUUGCUUAAUCUAAAGGAACGGGUAUAUUUGUGUUAUAUUUGUAAUUUUAUUUGAGGACAAAGAAGUAGAGCAUUAAAAACCACAUAGACUUGGGUAAGAUACAGAUAUUCCUAGUUGGCGUCAUUUCUUAGUAAGUUGCAGCCUAGUUGCUGGGUCUGUAAAGAACUCUGUCUUUCUAGAAGCCUGUGGGAAUGAAUGUAUGGACACAUUGUACCUUUCCUGAGGAGGACAGAUACUGUUCUUUUUGUCCCAGCAAGAGCAGUUACUCUACUGGUAUUGACCUGGAUUCCACAUUAAAAACCAAACUCCCUACUGGCUGAGGACAAGGGAAAGACCUAUAAACAGUGGUCUGCUGAUCAGAAAAUCUGAGUCUUGGCCUCAGUGUUGCAGCUAAAGAAUCUUUAAUGUUUAUUAAGGCAAGUCACUUUCUUCACUUUGGAGUUCAAUUUUCUAGUUUGAAAAUAAUGGACUUUGACCAGUCAACCUUGAAGGGCUUCAGUACCAACAUUCCAAGGUGCUGGGAUUUACUGUGGCAUCAAACAUGCAAUCAAGAGUCUGUAUAUGUGUAGGAGAGCUAGAGUGUCACUCAGAGGGAGAGUGCUUGUCUAACAUGUGUGAUAUCGUGGAUUUGAGCCCCAGCAUUGAAAGGAAGAGUCAAUGGGAUAUUGUUAGUGUUCAUUUUUUUAGUUGGGAGAUCUGAGAGAUCUGGCUUUGGCAAGAGAGAGGUCAUUUCCUAUAACCUUUCUUAACGACAGUCUCAUUCUCUCCUCUUGGAACCCUUUCUCCAUCUUUUGUUAGCAUGUACAUCUUCUGAUGUAGUGCUUCAACCCCACUUAGUCAUUUCUUCUUAGUUGGCUUUGCAUAUAUUUGUAUCCACAAAUUAGGGAAGAAAAAUCAAUAAGAAGCAGCUGAUCCAGGUGUUGACAUUGAUAAUAAACCUUGAAAUUAGGACUGAGGCAAAUGACCGAGCCCUAUCUUGCCCAUGAGUUGCCCUUACUGUAGGAGACGGGAAUGUGGUAGAGGGACAGAUGGGGGAAGGGGAAAGGUAGUCACAAUCCAAGGACAUUAGAGACUAACUGUAACCUGUGGCUACUGAGGCCAAGUCAAUAAGAGUAGUGGUGGGGCAUUUUCUCUAUUAAGAUGUUCUAUAUGAGCAAACAAUAUCAAAGGAAAAAGAAAAUGUACCAAAGGAUAAAAAAAUCAUUGUCUGAGUUUCUGGGAUGAACUCAUAGGCCUGAAGACCAGAAUUGUUUGCCAGUUUGUGGGGAUAACUGCAGUGAAUAGCUGUCAGUUUUGGGAUUAUGUAGAGUGAACAUCUAGAUAGUCACCUGCCAUCACACAACACAUUGCAAAGGGAUUGUGCCUAGCUCUUUUGGAGGUAAUUUAUGUCCAGUCUCAGGGUCUGUGGACAAUACUGGGAAACUGCACACUCCUGAUAAGCUGCUGUAUUAGGAGUCAGUAUUUACCUCUCAUAUAUUUCUAGAUUGUCCAAGAUGUUAAGAUACUUCUCUGUUAAGUGUUCCUCAUUGAAAUGACUUAAGUGCCUUCCCAACGACCUCACCACCUCCUCGUUUGUGCAACCGUGAAUUAAAUGUGCUUUACAAAAAGAAUUGGCAUAAG
Messenger RNA from Castor canadensis (American beaver), 5199 nucleotides. RefSeq names its product integrin subunit beta 3 (gene Itgb3). Gene Ontology annotation, molecular function: fibrinogen binding; integrin binding; fibronectin binding. Lineage: Eukaryota; Metazoa; Chordata; Mammalia; Rodentia; Castoridae. The record is from RefSeq and is a predicted model, not a curated record. Gene Ontology annotation, cellular component: integrin complex; focal adhesion; synapse. Gene Ontology annotation, biological process: cell-matrix adhesion; cell migration; integrin-mediated signaling pathway.